AUGACUGUGCGCCAGUAUGCUACAAGGUUUACAGAAUUAUCACGUUUUGCUGCAUACUUGAUUCCCGAUGAGGAGAAAAAGACUAGGAAGUUUGAAGAAGGUUUGAACUACAGGAUCUAUGAGCGGGUGAUGGUCUUACAGAUUCAGAAAUUUUCAGAAUUAGUACACAAGGCGACGCUAGUUGAACAUAAUCUGAAGAGGGGUGCUGAAUUGCAAGAACAGAGGAAGAGAGCUACUCCACAAGGGUUUCCUAGUUCGGAUCAAGGGCAAUGGAAAAAGAGAAAUGAGGGGAGCAGUUCGAGUCAGAGACAGAUGCAGGGAAAUCUUACACCUAACCCCUGUAAGUUUUGUAACCGCAUACACUGUGGGGAGUGCAGGAAGGAAGUGGGAUCAUGUUUCAAAUGCGGUAAAGAUGGGCAUUUCAUUAGAGAAUGUCCAUUGCUUGCGGAGAACAACAGAAGGCCAAACCCACCCCAAAACUUUAGGCCGAAUAGUCAACGCAAUAAUCAGCGGAGGACGGUACCUGCUCGGGUGUUUGCGUUGACACCGGGAGAAGCUGAGGACAAGAAGGAUGUCAUCACAGGUAUAAUUCUCUAA
This is a messenger RNA of Juglans microcarpa x Juglans regia, 597 nucleotides long. RefSeq lists its product as uncharacterized. The transcript has a single exon. Lineage: Eukaryota; Viridiplantae; Streptophyta; Magnoliopsida; Fagales; Juglandaceae. Bases 1 to 597 code for a protein of 198 amino acids. Gene Ontology annotation, molecular function: nucleic acid binding; zinc ion binding. The record is from RefSeq and is a predicted model, not a curated record.